CUCCAUUUCGAAAAGCAUUGUGGGAUUUGGAUGCCAGUGGUAGCUUCUCGAACGAACUGCAAAGAUGAUGCCCACACCUGUUAUCUUGCUGAAGGAGGGGACGGACACGUCUCAGGGCAUCCCACAGCUCAUCAGUAACAUCAAUGCCUGCCAGGUGAUUGCCGAGGCUGUCAGGACCACUCUGGGCCCCAGAGGAAUGGACAAACUGUUGGUGGACAGCAGAGGUAAGGCCACAAUCUCCAAUGAUGGAGCCACAAUACUGAAGCUCCUGGAUGUGGUCCACCCUGCAGCCAAGACACUGGUGGACAUCGCUCGUUCCCAGGAUGCUGAGGUUGGAGAUGGCACCACCUCCGUCACUCUCCUGGCUGCUGAGUUCAUGAAGCAGUUGAAGCCAUACGUGGAGGAGGGUCUCCAUCCUCAGACGAUCAUCAGAGCGUUCCGCACAGCUACGGGACUCGCCAUCAGCAAAAUCAAGGAGAUCUCAGUCUCUGUUAAAAAAGAUGACAAGCAAGAGCAGAGGCAGCUGCUGGAGAAAUGUGCAGCCACGGCUCUGAAUUCCAAGCUAAUUGCCAGUCAGAAAGAAUUCUUCUCCAUGAUGGUGGUGGAUGCUGUCAUGUCUCUGGAUGAGCUGCUGUCUUUGAAGAUGAUUGGCAUCAAGAAGGUCCAGGGAGGAGCACUUGAGGAUUCCCAGUUGGUGUCUGGAGUUGCGUUCAAGAAAACCUUCUCCUAUGCCGGUUUUGAGAUGCAGCCUAAACGUUACAAGAACCCAAAGAUUGCCCUGCUCAACGUGGAGCUGGAGCUAAAGGCUGAGAAGGAUAAUGCCGAGGUCCGCGUCAAAUCAGUGGAGGACUACCAGGCCAUCGUGGACGCAGAAUGGAACAUUCUGUACGACAAGCUGGAGAAGAUCUACCAGUCUGGAGCCAAAGUGGUUUUGUCUAAACUGCCCAUUGGUGAUGUUGCCACGCAGUACUUCGCUGACAGGGACCUGUUCUGCGCGGGCAGGGUCCAGGAGGAGGAUCUAAAGAGGACCAUGAUGGCCUGUGGAGGCUCCAUCCAGACAUCAGUCGGCGCCCUGACAGAGAAUGUCCUUGGACAGUGUGAGCUGUUUGAGGAGGUCCAGGUUGGAGGAGAGAGGUACAACUUCUUUAAGGGCUGUCCUAAAGCGAAGACGUGCACCAUCAUCCUGAGGGGUGGAGCCGAGCAGUUCACAGAGGAGACGGAGCGCUCGCUGCAUGAUGCCAUCAUGAUUGUGCGCAGGGCCAUCAAGAAUGACUCCAUUGUGGCGGGUGGAGGCGCCAUAGAGAUGGAGCUGUCCAAAUACUUGAGGGAUUAUUCCAGGACUAUCCCCGGCAAACAGCAGCUCCUGAUCGGAGCGUACGCCAAGGCACUGGAGGUCAUUCCCAGGCAGCUGUGCGAUAACGCUGGCUUCGAUGCCACAAACAUCCUGAACAAACUGCGUGCAAAACACGCACAGGGCGGGAUGUGGUACGGCGUGGACAUCAACAAUGAGGACAUCGCUGACAACUUCGCUGCCUGCGUCUGGGAGCCGUCGAUCGUGAGGAUCAACGCCUUGACGGCAGCGUCAGAGGCAGCCUGUCUGAUCCUGUCGGUCGAUGAGACCAUCAAGAACCCACGUAGCUCUAUGGACGCACCUCCAGGGGGUGUCGGCAGGGGCAGAGGUCGUGGGAGGCCACAUGCUCACUAGAUGCAAGGAGAAAAAAACAAAGCACCGCUUGAAGUCUGGAAUUAAAAUCCCAUUGCAGGUAGAGCUGGAGUCAAAGUGUUGGAUGCAGGAAAGGAUGUGUGUGGAACAACUAGCAGUUUGACAAAAGAGUCAUUGGACUUAAAGACAUCUGGCAUUUCAUGAGUACUUUGUUGUCUUGGUAACGUCAUACUCUUCUAUUGCAACUUUUUUUUCCCUUCAAUCACUAAAACAACCCAAGAAAGCAGGCCAGUUCCUGUUUGUGUCGAACUCCUCCUGUGAGCCUUGGCAGUGGUUAAUGUGGUCACAUGACACACUGUGGAUGGUGGAAAUGUCAAAGCACUGAUUGUAUCUGAUCUGUUCACUUGUUAGGCCUUGUUAAAGUAUUUAUUUGACCAUUUUUGUCAAUAAAUUCACAACCGAGAUCACA
Molecule: messenger RNA, 2132 nt
Organism: Thalassophryne amazonica
Lineage: Eukaryota; Metazoa; Chordata; Actinopteri; Batrachoidiformes; Batrachoididae
Gene: cct7
Product: chaperonin containing TCP1, subunit 7 (eta)
Exons: 12
Coding region: 65-1705 (546 amino acids)
Biological process (GO): protein folding
Cellular component (GO): chaperonin-containing T-complex
Molecular function (GO): ATP binding; ATP-dependent protein folding chaperone; ATP hydrolysis activity
Source: RefSeq, a predicted model, not a curated record